Messenger RNA from Dovyalis caffra, 699 nucleotides. Lineage: Eukaryota; Viridiplantae; Streptophyta; Magnoliopsida; Malpighiales; Salicaceae. The record is from the annotation of a GenBank genome assembly.
AUGAGGACUCUACUCCAUGCAUUCUUGGACCCGACAAAAUCAUUGCCACAACAUUAUGGUUCAAUACAAGGAUUGGCAGCUCUAGGACCCAAUGUGGUUCGUCUUCUUAUAUUCCCAAAUCUAGAGCCAUAUUUACUACUACUUGAACCGGAAAUGCUUCUUGAGAAGCAAAAAAAUGGGAUAAAGAGACAUGAAGCUUGGUUUGUUUAUGGAGCCUUGAUGCGUGCAGCUGGUCUAUGUAUGUAUGAUCGGCUCAAAAUGUUACCUGGUUUGUUAACACCAUCAAGUCGUGCUAUCUGGAAGAGCCAUGGAAGAGUUAUGACUGCAAUGCCAAAUAAACGCAAAGCUAGCACGGACAACUUAAUGCAGCAACCAAUGCUUAAGAAAAUAGCAGCAGAUGGUGCAAUUGGUGCAAUGCCAAUGAAAUCCAUGCCAGUUGACAUGCGAGGGGCGGCAGGUGGAUUUCCUACAGCUGUUGGGGCUUCCAGUUUGUCAGUAUCGGCAAUAUCUCGGCAGUUACCCAAUGAAAACAUGUCAGGAAGAGAGAUUAGUGGACGGCGGUUAAAAACAUCAACUGUUCUCUCACAGGCUUGGAAGGAGGACAUGGAUGCAGGCCAUUUAUUAGCAUCACUAUUUGAACUUUUCAGUGAAAGCAUGUUCUCCUUUAUUCCCAAGCCUGAGUUGUCCUUUUUCUUGUGA